This is a messenger RNA of Nothobranchius furzeri (turquoise killifish), 3951 nucleotides long. Its product is annotated as cleavage and polyadenylation specificity factor subunit 3. NCBI's taxonomy places the organism in Eukaryota, Metazoa, Chordata, Actinopteri, Cyprinodontiformes, Nothobranchiidae. The record is from RefSeq and is a predicted model, not a curated record. Gene Ontology annotation, cellular component: mRNA cleavage and polyadenylation specificity factor complex. Gene Ontology annotation, molecular function: RNA binding; 5'-3' RNA exonuclease activity; RNA endonuclease activity. Gene Ontology annotation, biological process: mRNA 3'-end processing by stem-loop binding and cleavage.
AUAAAAAAAUUCAUAUGGGUUGAAGGCAAAAUUGAAGAUAAUUUAAAUGUAACACCUACAUUUGAAAAUAACAAAUGAAGGUAGAAGAAACAUUUACAGACAGUGGGCUAUUUAACCCUGAACGUCAUUUUAGUGAAAUAUAUUUUCUGUAGGAAUUGGCCACCUGUGUGCUAGAAGCUUAUUUAUUCGAAAGAGAUAACGUGACAUAAAUGUCUGCAGUGAAAAGUUUUUUCCACAUUUUAUCAAUUUCUUUGACAUGUUCUGCUCAUAAUAAUUAACAUUGUGGGUUUUUUUUACACACCUAAGUGUGAUUAGAGCAUCUAAUUAGCCUCUGAAAAUUUUCAUCUGCCUUAUUAUCACUUUGUUUUAUCUGCCAGACUAAUGCAUCACCUUACAAAACCUAAUGGUACACACACACACACACACACACACACACACACACACACACACACAGACACGCUGUUUGUGCUGUUUUUCAAUCGCCCAAACAAGACGGGACCAGCUGUCCAAUUGCUGUCAAGAAAAUCAAAGGGUAGGAAUGGGAAUGUAUCCAAUCAGCGUCGACGUUGUUUCAGAACGUUUCAGAAGCAUGAUGGGCGAUAGAGCUACUGCCAAGGCUUUCGUUGGUGUUCGGUAGAACUCGGAGAGUCUCGACUCCAGCACGUUUUUGGUCGUGACUCGUGACGCACAUGGAGCAGACGCAGACAUGGACGCCAGUGAGCCUACAACCAGGAUACCGGAUCUCAGCAGCCACUGAAUUCAGUUCGGUCUCUUCUCCAGUAUCCGUUCGAGAGGAGAACUAUGGUGGAAAAACUUAAUGUCAAAGAGCUUGGACCAGAUCAGCCCGACGUAAAGAUAAGCCAGCAGGACAAGGAGAGAGUAAUGUGGAUGUGGAACUUGUGUCUCAUUGGGGACUCCAUUCAUUCUCUGACUGAGGAAUGCAGCGCAUCAGUGCAGCAGCCAACAAAGAAACGGAGGACGUUUGGACAGGGAGAACAGCAGCUGGGUGCAGAGCUGGACUGUGGCAUUCACCCUGGUUUGGAGGGAAUGGAUGCUCUCCCUUAUAUAGACCUCAUAGAUCCAGCUGAGAUAGACCUGCUGCUCAUCAGCCAUUUCCACUUGGAUCACUGUGGAGCUCUGCCCUGGUUCCUCCAGAAAACAAGCUUUAAAGGGCGGACCUUCAUGACCCACGCAAGUAAGGCUAUUUACCGCUGGCUGCUAUCAGACUAUGUCAAAGUCAGCAACAUAUCUGCUGAUGACAUGCUGUACACUGAAACGGACCUGGAGGAGAGCAUGGACAAGAUCGAGACCAUCAACUUUCACGAGGUUAAAGAGGUGGCUGGAAUCAAGUUUUGGUGCUACCAUGCUGGUCAUGUCCUGGGAGCAGCUAUGUUUAUGAUCGAAAUAGCUGGAGUUAAACUGCUGUACACAGGAGACUUCUCCAGACAAGAGGACAGGCAUCUAAUGGCAGCCGAGAUCCCAAGUGUCAAACCUGACAUCUUAAUCAUAGAGUCAACCUACGGGACUCAUAUCCAUGAAAAGAGGGAGGAACGUGAAGCUCGAUUCUGUAACACAGUUCAUGACAUUGUCAACAGGGAGGGUCGAUGUCUGAUUCCUGUGUUCGCUUUGGGGCGAGCCCAGGAAUUGUUGCUUAUCUUAGAUGAGUAUUGGCAGAAUCACCCAGAACUCCACGACAUCCCCAUUUAUUAUGCUUCAUCUUUGGCUAAGAAGUGCAUGGCUGUGUACCAGACGUACGUCAACGCAAUGAACGACAAGAUCCGCAAGGCCAUCAACAUCAACAACCCUUUUGUCUUCAAGCACAUCAGCAAUCUCAAGAGCAUGGACCACUUUGAUGACAUCGGCCCGAGUGUGGUGAUGGCGUCUCCAGGUAUGAUGCAGAGCGGACUUUCCAGGGAGCUGUUUGAAAGCUGGUGCACCGAUAAGAGGAACGGGGUCAUCAUCGCUGGAUACUGUGUGGAGGGAACACUGGCUAAGCACAUCAUGUCUGAGCCAGAAGAGAUCACCACAAUGUCCGGACAGAAGCUGCAGCUGAAGAUGUCGGUGGAUUACAUCUCCUUCUCUGCCCAUACGGACUACCAGCAGACCAGCGAGUUCAUCAGAGCUCUUAAACCGCCACACGUGAUUCUGGUUCACGGGGAGCAGAAUGAGAUGGCCCGUCUGAAGGCCGCGUUGAUCCGAGAGUACGAAGAUAAUGACCAGGUUCACAUCGAAGUCCACAACCCUCGAAACACGGAGGCCGUCACUCUGAACUUCAGAGGAGAAAAGCUGGCCAAGGUGAUGGGCUCGCUGGCUGAUAAGAAAUGUGCUCAGGGUCAGAGGGUGUCAGGAAUAUUGGUGAAGAAGAACUUCAGCUACCACAUCCUGAACCCAUCUGAUCUUUCAACUUACACGGAGCUUGCCAUGAGCACCGUGAAGCAGACCCAGGCCAUCCCGUUCACCGGGCCGUACUCGCUCCUCGUCUGCCAUCUGAGGAACCUCACCGGGGAUGUGGAGGAACUGGAGGGAACCGAGAAGAACGUGUUGAAGAUCUUUAAAAACAUCACUCUGGUCCACGAGGUCGGCAUGGUAAUGCUGGAGUGGGUGGCUAACCCUCUUAACGACAUGUAUGCUGACGCCGUCACCACUGUGGUUCUGGAGGUCCAGUCAAACCCAAAAGCUCAAAAAGUGAUGGAGACCCAGAGUGCCAACAUGGACAUGGAAGUCUUCCAAGCCCGGUUAGAAGUUAUGCUGCAAGACAUGUUUGGAGUAGAAUGUGUGGACUUUAGUGGUGGUAAAAACAUUUCGGUGACAGUCGAUGAGAAAACGGUACACAUCGCCAUGGAAACGCGGUCGGUGUUCUUCGAGGACGAAAACACGGAGGACGACUCCCUGAGAGAGAUGGUGGAACUGGCGGUGCAGCGGCUCUAUGAUGCUCUAAACCCCGUGAUGUGAGGACCGGACUGGGGGCUUUUUUAGGAAAACAGAUUUGCAGGUAGGAAAACUGCAACUACUGCUGCUCUAUUUCCAUGUUUUCCUAUUUUGUCUUCUUAUAUUUAUUUAGAAAAUUAUUAUUAUUAUUAUUAUUUUGCUUUCCUCUUGAUGCACUACUGCUAGGGGAAAUUCCUGAGGCAUUAAUGAAGGUGUCUGAAUGUGAAAUUAAUCAGCCCCAAUUGCUACUGUAAGAGAAAAAAAAACCUUAAAAGGAGUUGUUUGUAGAUAUUAGUGAAGUUUUCAUGUGUUUGUUUUUGUGUAUUUAAUAUAUGAUAAAUGACCCGCACUUGUAAAGCGCCGCUCAGAGAAAGGACUCCAAAGCGCUUUACACUACAGUGUAUCAUUCAUCCAUUCACACACUGAUGGUGAUGAGCUACAAUGUAGCCACAGCUGCCCUGGGGCGCACUGACAGAGGCAUACAUGUGGUCACAAUUUCUGUGCACUGAUGGACAGAUUUCUGCAAGUUUUUAAAAGCACUUAAUGUUUUUUGUGUUUAAUGUGAAAAAUAUAUUAUAAAGCUAUAAAUGAAUGUUCAAAGGAUCUGUAACAGUCAAAUGUGGUAUUAUUAGCUUGUAAUAACAAGACUAUAGUAUUAUUCUUUGUGGUGUGUGUUGUGUACUUUAACCUAAAAGGACGUAUGCCACAUAGAAAACUAGAUUGCUCUUAAUUUUAUUGCACUGUCAAUUAUUUUUAUUUGUAACUGGCUGAAGGUGUGAAUUGUAACAAAUCAUAAUUUCAUUGUAAUUUGUCCAGAAAGGUUGUUUUUAUUUAUAUCAGAUUAGUUUUAUCUUGUGUGAUGGUGCAAUGUAAAUAAAACCUUUCCACCCUAAAAACCGAGAUGUGUGUAUUCUUAGCAUCACUCAGCAAGUGGCUGACUAAUCAGAAUAAGGUGAAAGGAAAAACAGCUAAUAUUCGUCAUCAUAAGAUGUUUAUGUCUAAACAAUAAAACCGUUGACACAA